AUGACAUCGGAAAACGACGCUCAAGAAUUAAAGAAAGAGGAGCUCAUUGAAAAGGGUGUCCCACUGGAUUGGUUGGUCCGUGCGCACAGAGCAACAACAAUGGAGACACUCGUUUAUUUGUGUCAUCAGCGACAUAAAUGGAUUAAUGAAGAUCAGAAAAUUAUUCUGACUAUUUUGCAGGACUACGAAAAGUCAGGAGGAGGCUUGAUUGCUGAAAAUCAUCCACCACCUCUUCGCCGAAAGCGGGGAAAACAUAUUCCAGCUCCAACAUUUGAAUCAGUGAUGGAACACCAAGAAAUAUAUGUAUUCUCGUGUCAAUUAUUCGAUUUAGUGAGAGAAGAGCCUUCAAUUUGGGAUAAAUUGAACUGUUUGGAUUUUGGAUACCAUCAACCAAUGAGACAAGCGUGGUGUAGUAUUUCAUUGAAGUUGGGUGGAUGGGGUGCAAUUCAGCACGUUCAUAUGCUGAAACAAUUGUAUCGGAGACGGAGAGAUCAAUAUAAUAUCGACUUUUUGAGACUUGGAAAACCAUUUCAGUACAGCGAAAAGCUGAGUUUCUUGAAGAAUGUCCUAGAAAUGUCGAAAAGUGACUCAUUAAACCCGGAUAUCAGUCUACAAGAUCAUAUCGAUGCGUCCGAACCGAAAAUCGAAUACGAGGAGGAAGUGAAGGGAGCACCUGUGCAUAUUCAAAAUAUUAUGAGACAAGUCUCCGAGAAAAUCGAUCAAGUCGCUGCCCUCAAUCGACCAGAAGUUCUUGCUCAAUACCUGUCGAAAUGUUGUAAUCAAGUCGUCGCAAAUCGAGAGAAAUUAGCAUCUUCCGGUUUACAAGACAAGGAAUGGAUUGAUAUAAGAUCUUCGGAUUGUCAGCUUGAUUGA
Messenger RNA from Caenorhabditis remanei, 873 nucleotides. RefSeq lists its product as uncharacterized. The transcript has 5 exons. The record is from RefSeq and is a predicted model, not a curated record. The coding region runs from base 1 to 873 and encodes 290 amino acids. Lineage: Eukaryota; Metazoa; Nematoda; Chromadorea; Rhabditida; Rhabditidae.